Drosophila melanogaster (fruit fly) is the source of this 3879-nucleotide messenger RNA. RefSeq names its product Calcium/calmodulin-dependent protein kinase II (gene CaMKII). The coding region runs from base 297 to 1889 and encodes 530 amino acids. Gene Ontology annotation, cellular component: axon; somatodendritic compartment. Gene Ontology annotation, biological process: cell communication; regulation of gene expression; signaling. NCBI's taxonomy places the organism in Eukaryota, Metazoa, Arthropoda, Insecta, Diptera, Drosophilidae. The record is from RefSeq and is marked reviewed. The transcript is spliced from 16 exons. Gene Ontology annotation, molecular function: calcium/calmodulin-dependent protein kinase activity; ATP binding; calmodulin binding.
AGUCAGUAUUGAAUUCGAUUUUCAAGAAAACAGACGUUCUAAAAAUUUCGGUAUCUAGCUGUGUGUUUCGUGUUCUCCCAGCUCGUUAAAAACAUAUACAUAUAGCUUUUUAAAUACUCUUAUAAGCAUUUUGAACAAACAUUUAUCAGAUCUCCUGAAGUUUAAAAUAUUGUUAUUCGCAAUUGAAAAGAACACAUCAAGUAUAGAAAACAAGAAAUAAAACUCCUGAAAAGUGAAAUCUGUAGAGCAGUUGAAGAUCUUUAGUCGCAAUAGAUUUUCUUAAGUGUGCCAUCGCGAUGGCUGCACCAGCAGCCUGUACGCGUUUUUCGGACAAUUACGACAUCAAAGAAGAGUUGGGAAAAGGAGCAUUCUCAAUUGUGAAAAGAUGUGUCCAAAAGUCAACUGGCUUUGAAUUUGCUGCAAAAAUUAUCAAUACAAAAAAAUUAACUGCCAGAGACUUUCAAAAACUGGAACGUGAAGCAAGGAUCUGCAGAAAGUUACACCAUCCCAACAUAGUGCGGCUACAUGACAGUAUACAGGAGGAGAACUAUCACUACCUUGUUUUUGACCUUGUAACCGGUGGUGAACUUUUUGAAGAUAUCGUUGCACGCGAAUUUUAUUCAGAAGCUGAUGCAUCACAUUGUAUUCAACAAAUAUUGGAAUCGGUCAAUCACUGCCACCAAAAUGGUGUGGUGCACCGAGAUCUGAAACCAGAGAAUUUACUAUUAGCUAGUAAGGCUAAGGGUGCAGCAGUGAAACUCGCUGACUUUGGUCUAGCCAUUGAAGUUCAAGGCGAUCAUCAGGCUUGGUUUGGAUUUGCCGGCACACCAGGAUAUCUGUCUCCUGAGGUAUUGAAAAAGGAGCCCUAUGGGAAAUCGGUAGACAUAUGGGCAUGUGGAGUUAUUCUUUACAUACUUCUUGUCGGUUAUCCACCCUUUUGGGAUGAAGAUCAGCACCGACUGUACUCGCAGAUAAAAGCGGGAGCUUAUGAUUAUCCGUCUCCAGAAUGGGAUACGGUUACUCCAGAAGCUAAAAAUCUUAUUAAUCAAAUGCUAACCGUUAAUCCAAAUAAACGAAUAACUGCAGCUGAGGCUUUAAAACAUCCGUGGAUUUGUCAACGCGAACGUGUGGCUUCCGUUGUGCAUCGCCAAGAAACCGUAGACUGUCUCAAGAAAUUUAAUGCGCGGCGCAAGCUAAAGGGAGCCAUACUUACGACAAUGUUGGCGACCAGAAAUUUUUCGAGCAGAAGUAUGAUAACUAAAAAAGGUGAAGGAUCACAGGUCAAAGAAUCAACCGAUUCAUCUAGCACUACUCUUGAAGACGAUGACAUAAAAGAAGAUAAAAAAGGAACCGUUGAUCGCAGUACUACAGUCGUAUCAAAAGAGCCUGAAGAUAUAAGGAUACUGUGUCCUGCAAAAACUUAUCAGCAAAAUAUAGGAAACUCGCAGUGCUCUUCAGCUAGACGACAAGAAAUAAUAAAGAUAACUGAGCAGUUGAUUGAAGCAAUUAACAGUGGCGACUUUGAUGGAUACACCAAAAUAUGUGAUCCGCAUCUAACUGCCUUUGAGCCGGAAGCACUGGGUAACCUUGUAGAAGGAAUUGAUUUUCAUAAAUUUUAUUUUGAAAAUGUUCUUGGUAAAAACUGCAAAGCUAUAAACACAACCAUUUUAAAUCCUCAUGUGCACUUACUUGGUGAAGAAGCCGCUUGCAUUGCCUAUGUGAGACUUACGCAGUACAUUGAUAAGCAAGGACAUGCACAUACCCAUCAGUCCGAGGAGACGCGAGUCUGGCACAAACGCGAUAACAAAUGGCAGAAUGUUCAUUUUCAUCGAAGUGCAUCUGCCAAAAUAAGCGGAGCAACUACAUUCGAUUUUAUACCCCAAAAAUAGUGGGCAUUAAUCAAUGGAAUAUAAACUGUCAUUAUGCACAUGUUAAUGAAAGUGCUACAUUUAUGUUUAGAGAACGCAAUAGUUUAUUGCGAAUAAAGAUGCUAGUGCAAAUUUUAUUAAUUUAUUUACCUUUUGAAAUAAAACUAUCUAAAGCAUAUAUCACAUUUUAGAUAUCUCAUUGAACCACAUUUACUUGAGAAAUUAAAGUAGCAAACACAAAUAUAAAGAUCAAUCACAAAUAUUUGUUGUAAGUGUCGUGGUACCAAUUGUAAGCUUAAACGUUCUCAACGGAAGAAUCAAGUUUAUUAUUUAACUAUUAUUAUUAUUAUUAAAAUAAAAUUGACAACUUUGUAUCUAUUGGAACAUCUAAAAUAAAUUCCAAUAACUUUAUUGACGUCUCAAAACAAUUGCAAACAAUUUAGAACCCUUGAGUUAUCUACUAGGAUACGAAUAUCAUUUGGUUUGCAAAGUCCGCUUAUUCUCGUUCUUAAAAUAAAUACACACAUAUAAAGUUUAAUAAAACGUGUGAGUACAUGCGUUUACAAAUUACUGAAGUUAGCACUAUCAAUAUAUGUAACUGUAAAGCAUUAGGUUAUUACAAUGAAACAUAUACCAUUUGGAAAAAUUAAGUACGUUUAAAAGAAAAAAGGAACGAAAAUUAGCUAACUGAAAUAUAAAUCUAAGUCCCAAUAAUUGAAAUUAUGCGACUACUUCGAAUUACUUAUAUUUACAUAAAUAUACUUAGGCAUUUUAUCCAAGUUAAAAAAUACUUUCUGUAUUUCACCGUACAUAUUUCUUUCUGAUGUUGAACAAACUUUUUAUAUUUUAUGUUUUAAUAGAAAUAUAACUUUGUUCUUAUUAUUUGAAAAGAUGUCCAAGGCUUAAAAAGUAAUCCUUUUUUUGUUCAUAGAAUUUUAAAUUCCCUUUUGUUCUAGAAAUUGAUUGCUUGUCUUAAAAAAAUGCAUGAGGGGAGCCAAAGAAUUAUGUUUAAUUAGUAUCAUAGUUGAAAAUAUAAAUUCAAUCCAAUAUCCAUGUACCAAAAGUAAUUCCAAUCAAUCCAUUGUUAAGCUAACAGACGUAACAUAAUCAACGGAGUUGGUAUCAGUAUAUUAACUUGAUCUUUUCCAAUAGAUGCCGAAUAGCUUUUUGAUUUUUUACAACUAUAACAAUGCUAACCGUGUUGACACCGAUUAAAAAUGUAACCGAUAAAAAAUUUUAAAUAUCUUCGAAGAAUUUUUAAAGAUAAUAAUAAAAAGAAUUCUUGGGACGCUAAUGCACAAACAGCAGGAAAAAUACCUAUAUCUGUCAAUAGAAACAUUAAGUAUAAUUACAAAGGUUAUUGUGUUUCGCUUUAUAUUGUGUUUACACCUUAUGGGCAAAUAGCUAAUUUAAACAAUGCGAUAUGAUAAACAUAACAAAAAUUAUAUUUCUUUUUUACUAAAUGAAUAAUUUUGUGGUAUGAGCAUAACUGCGAAAAUAACUUGUAACUUAACUUAAUCAUUGUGAAAUGAUUAUACAUUUUACCUGAUAGUACAUGUUAAAAAAAAACUUGGACUUAAACACAUUUAAAAAGUUUGCCAGAUAUAUUUUAAAGUAAAAAAGAUUAUACUACGGUCUACAAUAAGUUGAACUUUAGUUGCAUCCCACGGUUUUCCAUAAUUACUCAUCAAUUCCUUUACCAAUGCUUGCAGAGUACUUGAUUCUUUUUGUCUAAUACUAUUGGUCUAUAUACAGUUGCUUAAAUUCAAUUUUUAGGACCUAAAUGUCUUCACAAAUCAAUUUUAAUAAUAAUUACACGAUAACAAUUAUACGAACAAGCUUUGGAUACAUUAUAUUGAUCGAAAAGCUUUCGCUCCUAAGGUAAAAGCCUAUAAAAUAAUAACCGAAAAUAAUUUAUGUUUCUCAAAGUAUAUCCAAAUAAUUAUAAUAAAUUUUUUUGUUAGUGGAUGUCCUUUAUAUUUUGAGGGAAUUCAAAGCAUAAUGCAAUUUU